AAGACCCAAGCAUUUUUUAGCCUUCUUUCCUUCUCAGUGCGUUACCGUGAGACAGAGCAACGGCGAAAACCGAACCUGAUUUUGGAAAUUUUCAAAACUCAUCCGUCCCUCUCCCUUUCGUUUCCCCAAAUCCCAUAUCCCACAUUUGCCCAUUGGAGGAAGGAACCACGGCGGAGAUAUGGGGGCUUAUAGGGCCGACGAUGACUACGAUUACUUGUUCAAGGUUGUCCUGAUCGGUGACUCCGGUGUUGGUAAAUCCAACCUUCUUUCUAGGUUCACCCGCAACGAAUUUAGCCUCGAAUCCAAGUCCACCAUCGGCGUCGAGUUCGCCACUCGUAGCAUUCAGGUCGAUGAUAGAGUUGUCAAGGCCCAGAUUUGGGAUACUGCUGGCCAAGAAAGGUACCGUGCUAUUACCAGUGCUUACUACCGAGGUGCUGUUGGUGCUUUACUAGUCUAUGAUGUCACACGUCAUGUUACAUUUGAAAACGUAGAGAGAUGGUUGAAGGAGCUUCGGGAUCACACCGAUGCAAACAUUGUGAUCAUGCUAGUUGGGAACAAAGCAGACCUGCGUCACCUGCGUGCAGUUUCUACUGAAGAUGCUAAAACUUUCGCUGAAAGAGAGAACACCUUUUUCAUGGAAACAUCUGCACUGGAGUCUUUGAAUGUUGAAAAUGCCUUUACAGAAGUGCUGACCCAGAUUUAUCAUGUCGUGAGCAGGAAGGCUCUUGAUAUUGGAGAUGAUCCAGCAGCAUUGCCCAAAGGGCAGACAAUCAACGUUGGAUCAAAAGAUGAUGUAUCAGCUGUGAAGAAAGUUGGAUGUUGCUCGGCUUGAGCAUGGAGUUGAAGUCUUAAAAAAUUUUUAUAGUCAUUCCGUGCUCUGUUCAUAUCAAUAUAGAGAGAGGUUACCUGGCCCGGACAAGAAUGCAAAUGACAACAACUCAUUAACACUUUGAACAUUGUGCUUGAACGCUGGAGAGCUUUGUUUAGGAUCUAAGAGACAUAUAGUAGUUUUAAUUAACUUCAAAGAUUUCUUGCUUCUGUUUCUUGUGAAUUGCUUCAAGUACUAAUCAAGUAAUUUCAUAUGA
Rubroshorea leprosula is the source of this 1085-nucleotide messenger RNA. The record is from the annotation of a GenBank genome assembly. Lineage: Eukaryota; Viridiplantae; Streptophyta; Magnoliopsida; Malvales; Dipterocarpaceae.